GGCAAGGCCAGGCAAGGCAAGGCAGGCUGCGAAGGAAGCUGCCAAGUCAAGCUGGGAGUAAGGGCUCGCUCGCCUCGCCGGAGAAAGGGAGCCGUCGGAGAAGAGGGCAGCCCGGUUUGUUCCCCCCACCGAGGCUAAAGGACACACACCGCUAUGGACUGGAAAUCUCUCAAAGACGUCUUGGGAGGGGUAAAUAGUCACUCCACCAGCAUUGGAAAAAUCUGGCUAACCGUCCUCUUCAUUUUCCGAAUUAUGAUUCUUGUGGUUGCUGCAGAAACAGUCUGGGGAGAUGAACAGCAAGAUUUUACUUGCAACACUCUACAACCAGGAUGCAAAAAUGUCUGCUACGAUACGUUUUUCCCUGUCUCACACAUUCGACUUUGGGCUCUCCAGCUGAUCUUUGUCUCCACUCCUGCACUUUUGGUUGCGAUGCAUGUUGCUUACAGAAGGCGUGAGAAGAAACGGGAAUACAAGCCUGGAGAUAAAGUGGAUUUUGAAGAUCUGAAAAAGCAGAGAUUUCACAUUGAGGGUGCCUUCUGGUGGACAUACAUCAGCAGCAUCAUCUUCCGAAUCAUCUUUGAAACUAUCUUCACAUAUAUUUUCUAUUUCUUAUAUGGAAGCUAUACAUUUCCUCACUUAGUCAAAUGUAGUGAUUAUCCUUGUCCAAACACAGUGGACUGUUUUGUUUCCCGACCCACUGAGAAAACUGUAUUUACCAUAUUCAUGCUGGCGGUUUCAGGCAUCUGUUUGCUGCUGAAUAUACUUGAAUUGGCUUAUCUGAUACUCAAGUCUUGUGUGAGGAAAUCUAAGAUGGUGAAAGCACUGCCCAGUAAUUAAACGUCCAUGUGUCUAAUAGUGAAAUCGCUAUAGAAAAUGGUCAGCAGGAUUUUCAUUUUCUAGAAUAAAUUUAUAUGAUGUGUUUUUAAAUGGUCAUAGUAUUUUGUUUGAUAUUUGUUCUAGAAUACAGCUAGGAAUCAUCUGCCCCUUCAGCUGGAACUGUACUUCCCAGCAUUAUUUACCAUUCACUGAUGAAGGUUGCAGUCCUUUGUAUUCACAGGUUCCACCAUCCAUGUGGCGUAGUGGGUUAAACCCCUGUGUCGGCAGGACAGAAGACCGACAGGUUGCAGAUUCAAAUCCGGGGAGAGGUGGAUGAGCUCCCUCUAUCAACUCCAGCUUCUCAUGCGGGCACGUGAGAGAAGCCUCCCACA
Messenger RNA from Anolis sagrei ordinatus, 1208 nucleotides. RefSeq names its product gap junction beta-6 protein-like. Gene Ontology annotation, molecular function: gap junction channel activity. The record is from RefSeq and is a predicted model, not a curated record. Gene Ontology annotation, biological process: cell-cell signaling; gap junction-mediated intercellular transport. Lineage: Eukaryota; Metazoa; Chordata; Lepidosauria; Squamata; Anolidae. Gene Ontology annotation, cellular component: connexin complex.